GCCGCGCCCCAGCAAUCCCAUCAUCGCAGCAGCAGCGCGCCCUGUCUCGACGAGCUCAGCAGGCAUCGAGCGGAAUCUCGCGCAGAUCAGAGCGCGUAAUUUCGUUUUUCGAGAGUUUUUCGAGGGCGAGAUGGUGAGCGCCGAUGGGAAGACGGGAGAGUACGAGUGCCAGCCGUUGCUGGAGUACAGGACGGUGACGGGAGUGGCGGGGCCGCUGGUGAUUCUGGACAAGGUGAAGGGGCCCAAGUUCCAAGAGAUCGUGAACCUGCGGCUGGGCGACGGGACGUUGCGGCGCGGGCAGGUGCUGGAGGUGGACGGCGAGCGCGCCGUGGUGCAGGUGUUCGAGGGCACGGCGGGCAUCGACAACAAGCACACGACGAUCGAGUUCACGGGCGAGGUGCUCAAGACGCCCGUCUCGCUCGACAUGCUGGGCCGCAUCUUCAACGGGUCGGGCAAGCCCAUCGACAACGGGCCGCCGAUUCUGGCCGAGGCCUUCCUCGACAUCUCGGGCGCGUCCAUCAAUCCGAGCGAGCGGACGUACCCCGAGGAGAUGAUCCAAACGGGCAUCUCGACCAUCGACGUGAUGAACUCGAUCGCGCGCGGGCAGAAGAUCCCGCUCUUCAGCGCCGCGGGGCUGCCGCACAACGAGAUCGCGGCGCAGAUCUGCCGUCAGGCCGGGCUGGUGCGCCGGCUGGAGCAGUCGCAGUCGCAGGCGCAUGGGGGCGAUCUGCUGACCGGUGAGGGCGGUGAGGACAACAACUUCGCCAUCGUGUUCGCGGCCAUGGGCGUGAACAUGGAGACGGCGCAAUUCUUCAAGCGCGACUUCGAGGAGAACGGGUCGAUGGAGCGCGUGACGCUCUUUCUCAACCUGGCCAACGACCCGACCAUCGAGCGCAUCAUCACGCCGCGCAUCGCCCUCACCACGGCCGAGUACUACGCGUACGAGUGCGGCAAGCACGUGCUCGUCAUUCUCACCGACAUGAGCUCGUACGCCGACGCGCUGCGCGAGGUGUCGGCAGCCCGCGAGGAGGUGCCCGGGCGCCGCGGGUACCCGGGAUACAUGUACACGGAUCUGGCCACCAUCUACGAGCGCGCCGGGCGUAUCGAAGGGCGCAAGGGCUCCAUCACGCAGAUCCCCAUCCUCACCAUGCCCAACGACGACAUCACGCACCCGAUCCCCGACCUCACGGGCUACAUCACCGAGGGCCAGAUCUACAUCGACCGCAAUCUGCAGAACCGGCAGAUCUACCCGCCCAUCAAUGUGCUGCCGUCGCUGUCGCGGCUCAUGAAGAGCGCCAUCGGCGAGGGCAUGACUCGCAAGGACCACUCCGACGUCUCGAACCAACUGUACGCCAACUACGCCAUCGGCAAGGACGUGCAGUCCAUGAAGGCCGUGGUCGGCGAGGAGGCGCUCUCGGCCGAGGAUCUGCUCUACUUGGAAUUCCUCGAGAAAUUCGAGCAGAAGUUCGUGUCGCAGGGCGCCUACGACACGCGCGACAUCUACCAGUCGCUCGAUCUGGCCUGGGGGCUGCUGCGCAUCUUCCCGCGCGAGCUUCUGCGCCGUAUUCCCGGCAAGACGCUCGACGCCUUUUACAGCCGAGACCAUCAGCAGGACAACUGACCGUCCCCGCCCCGAGGAAAGCUUUAGAUUUAGCUCGUAGCCUUUAGUCCGUAGAGUAGUGUAUAUUGGAGCUCGCUGUCAGUGUCAGCGAUCCUAGUCGUGGUGACCUUUGGGCUUGCAAUUUUGAUUCCCGGUUAGCUGAAGAUGAUGCUCGCUGCCGCUGCUGCUGCUGCUCUUCCUGCAGCGACGCCGAUUCAGCUCAACCCCACCCCACCCCACCUUCGUGUCUUGGCCAUUUAUUUGCCCAAUAAUACAAGUUC
Marchantia polymorpha subsp. ruderalis is the source of this 1881-nucleotide messenger RNA. NCBI's taxonomy places the organism in Eukaryota, Viridiplantae, Streptophyta, Marchantiopsida, Marchantiales, Marchantiaceae. The record is from the annotation of a GenBank genome assembly.